Polypterus senegalus (gray bichir) is the source of this 2619-nucleotide messenger RNA. Its product is annotated as oxysterol-binding protein-related protein 9-like. The record is from RefSeq and is a predicted model, not a curated record. The transcript is spliced from 15 exons. Gene Ontology annotation, molecular function: sterol binding. Lineage: Eukaryota; Metazoa; Chordata; Cladistia; Polypteriformes; Polypteridae. Gene Ontology annotation, cellular component: intracellular membrane-bounded organelle; membrane; cytosol. The coding region runs from base 514 to 2067 and encodes 517 amino acids.
UUGAAGUGUACCUCCAAAGCUGAUGUGCACUUUUCAUCUUAGAGACUUCACCUUGUCCCCAUAGUCAGAUGAGAGUUGUCAAAAAAAAGAAAAAAAAAAACAUCUCCUGAGGUGCUCGGCAGGUUAUUUAAAAUAAAAUAUUUUUGGAAACCGCAGAACCUGGUAUGCUCCUACCCCGUUUGACUUCUGCAAAGGUCACAUACUUGGCAAAAUCUGUCUAACACUUGCUCUCAACUAUAAAUGGGGAGUGGGAACAAAGGAAUGCCAUACUAGGGGAUUCUCAUCUAACCACAUCUGGCUGCACUUCAACACCUUCUUGGUGAGUUUGAAGAAGCCGUUAAAAAGAAAGCAGCCUGGAGUUUCUUUAGCCUGCAGUCACCUGACCCAACACUUUGAUAAUUCAUUUCUUCUGUCAAUUUCACUUUCUGAUUUCCUUGAUGUUUUUAGAGCACUAUAAAUCCAGUGGAUGGGAUUUAUCAGCCAAGCCCUGUGGAUUCUUCACUAAUCGGCACCAUGCCUACUCAAACAGGGCAACCUCCAGAUGGUACUCAGGUAUGCAAAAUUGAGCAACGACCCUCUUCUCUGCCAGUUAGUGCUGGUGGAACAACAAUUGGGAAUUUACAGACACCAACACCAAACAGCACAGGUAGUGGGCAAUCGGCCCCCAGCAGCAGUGUCACGUCCCCCAGCCAUGUCAACCUGUCCUCCAAUACAGUCCCUGAUUUCUCCUAUUCCAGUAGCGAGGAUGAGUUCUAUGAUGCUGAUGAAUUUUAUCAGACAAACACAUCUCCCAGACACAGCACAGAGUCUUCAUUGAACCCAGCCCUUGUGCCACGCAGCAACACAGGAAGUAGUCUGAAACGGCCUGACACCAAUGAGUCUCUCAAUUCCUCCAUGUCCAAUGGCACAACAGAAGCAGAUCAGGAUGACAAAGAUGACGAUUUAGAGGGAGAGUCGGUUGAGGAGCACAAGAGUGUCAUCAUGCAUCUACUCUCCCAAGUGCGCCUUGGCAUGGACCUAACCAAGGUGGUCCUCCCCACGUUUAUUCUGGAGAGAAGGUCAUUGCUGGAAAUGUACGCUGACUUCUUUGCACAUCCUGAUCUCUUUGUCAGCAUUGCAGAUCAGAAGGAUCCCAGGGACCGCAUGGUGCAGGUUCUGAAAUGGUACCUCUCUGCCUUUCACGCAGGACGGAAGGGCUCAGUCGCCAAGAAACCCUAUAAUCCCAUCCUGGGUGAGAUCUUCCAGUGUUACUGGGACAUGCCUUCAGAGAAUGAGGAGAUCAUUGAGCCCGUUUCUGAGGGGCCAGUCCCGUGGUGUGCCAAGAGCAACGUGUCAUUUGUCGCCGAGCAGGUCUCCCAUCAUCCUCCCAUUUCUGCAUUCUACGCCGAGUGCUACAGCAAGCGAAUUCAGUUCAACGCCCACAUCUGGACAAAAUCCAAGUUUUUAGGCAUGUCCAUUGGUGUGCACAACAUCGGGCAAGGGUGCGUCUCUUGCCUGGAUUACGACGAGCAUUACAUUCUCACGUUCCCCAAUGGCUACGGCAGGUCAAUCCUCACUGUCCCCUGGGUGGAGCUCGGAGGUGAGUGCGCCAUCUCGUGCUCCAAAACGGGUUACAGCGCCAAUGUCACCUUCCACACAAAGCCCUUCUAUGGCGGUAAGAAGCACAGAAUCACGGCCGAGAUCAUUGCCCCUUCCGAUAAGAAGGCCUUCUGCUUCAUUGAGGGAGAGUGGAACGGAGUGAUGUAUGCCAAGUGGGCAUCUGGGGAGAACAAUUUAUUUAUUGAUACCAAGAAGAUGGGCACAAUCAAAAAGAAAGUGCGAAAGGCCGAGGACCAGUUGGACUACGAGUCCCGCAGACUCUGGAAAGACGUCACUCACAACUUGAAAGUUAAAGACAUCGAUGCGGCGACGGACGCCAAACACGCACUGGAGGAGAAGCAGAGAGCAGAGGCCCGCGACCGCAAGGAGAAAGAGCAGCAAUGGCAGACACGGCUGUUCCAUGAGGAUGGCGAAUGCUGGGUCUAUGAUGAGCCCCUCUUAAAGCGCCUGGCAGGCAACAGACAAUAAGUGGAGAUGGACUGUAGCAAAACAAGUGGGGUGGGGGGGGACCCCAAGAGUCCUACACCCUGGGAGAUGGGGGCGGUCGGUCGAUAUCGUCUUCUCCCUCCUUUUUUUUUUUUUGGUUUGGUUGCUCCAUCCUUGCCACACAGUCUGCAUCUCAGGGAAAUCGAGGACGACAGAGGAUGGAGUGCUGGGUAACACUGCUUGCACCAAUGCGUUACUCUCGUGUUCCUUGUUCUCCCCCUCAAACCACCACUGCCCCCUUCCGGUGGGUGCCUGGCACUUGCACAGCACGAGCGCCCAAGGAAUGCAAUAGCUGGACAGCCUGCGGGGUGCCAGUCCGGUCCGGUCGAGUCGAGUCCUCGCUCACUCACUCCUUUCUGCUGCUGAGCGAGACUUUCUUUCCUAUGUAAAAUGAUCAAAUUGAGGCCUUGCUCUCUUUAGCUUGAUGACAGAUAACAGAAAUGUGUAUUUUUAUUUCAAAUUGUAAGCAUCUGAUUGUAAGAAAUUCUCAUGUUUAUUGAUUCCGAUAUUAAAAACGCCAGGACUUUCAGCUUU